AGCUAGAUUGCAUAUGGAGCAUUCUUCCUCGAUGAAUCCUUCAACCAUCUCGACCAUCUCGAAAAAGAUGGAAUCAAUGUCAAUGACUCACCGUGUUGUUCGUAACAAGAAGAAAUUACCACAGGCUAGAUAUUCUCCUUACACUGCUAAGAUUAAGUUAACCAUUGAGAAGCAGAAAGAUGAGUCUUUGCGACUCGGAGUUGAGCUCUCACUCUUUGUGGUUGAAGCAAUGUUCCUAUUAUCUGAUGACAUACAUUCUAUGUUAGGCUUCUGUUAUCAAAUAGUAUAUGAGUGUACAGGGAACAAAGAUAAGAAGAAUCCCACCCAAGUGGUAAAAGGUCUGAUGUAUGUUAUGCUAUAUGUGUUUGAAACAUAUAUCAAACCCAAGAAUGGAGUCUAUCAGGCUGAUGGCAAAUCAACUCGAUUGGAGCUGAUCAAAUCGUCUACCGAGCAUUUUGCUUAUGGAGUCAGGAAUUUGGAGCGCAUUAUUUUGGUUCUCAAUAAUGGUGGCUUAAUGCCACAGUCUGAUUUUGAACACUUCAACAAAGAGCUGAAGAAGCUAGAAGAGAAGUUGAGGUCUUCCAAAGAUGUUUCAGAGGCGAAUGGAUUUGCGAGAGAUGCGAUAAAGUCUAACAUUCUUCAUUUGUGGGCAAGGAAGUCACCAGUACCACCCAAAAUAAUAAACGCUCCGAUUAGAAUUGCUGAGAUGUUUAGGCCUCUUUUGAACCAAGCAAGGGUGCGUAUUUGCUCUCGUCUUAUUGCUUCUUUACACAUAUGAAUCAGAGUUUCUUAGAUUCAAUGGUUUUCAUUUAUGUAUUGACUCUUGUUGCAUUUUGGUAUUUCAUUUGGCUUUUUACAUUUUAUGAAACAACAUAUACACUUUCUUGGCUGUAAUUUAUAUUCAG
Molecule: messenger RNA, 905 nt
Organism: Arabidopsis arenosa
Lineage: Eukaryota; Viridiplantae; Streptophyta; Magnoliopsida; Brassicales; Brassicaceae
Source: the annotation of a GenBank genome assembly